GUUUUAAACCAGCUACCUCGUUGGAUGCCUGUAGAGGGAGGUAAUAAAUAAGCUUAUCCGUCGUUCUUUGAUCUAUGUCUACAAGUUAAAUUGUGUUAAUUACAUAUUCUCUAUAAUUUAUAUUGUUGAUAAGCGAUCGUAGAUAGUAGUUUUUUUACUUUCUCAUUUCAUUUUCUGAAGUUUUGAUUUAUUUGAGUUGUGAACUGUACUAAACUGUUACCAGGAUGUAUGGCAAAGGUAUGAUGGAUCCCAGUAGGGAAUCAGGUCUUGGAAGUGAAUCUGAUAAUAUGGCUGAACUGGCUGCCCUCUUGAAUACUGAAAUCCCUGAGGGACAGAGCAACCUAAUGGACAGUUUUACUAAUCUAGAAAGAGUUGCUGACUACUGUGAGGGAAACUACUUUCAGGCAGAAAAUAAGCGCUAUGCCCUCGAGGAAACAAAGAAUUAUACAACACAAUCUUUGGCCAGCGUUGCUUAUCAAAUAAAUACUUUGGCUUACAAUUUUCUUCAGUUACUUAACAUGCAGUCUACACAGCUUGAGGAGAUGGAAGCACAAAUGAAUCAUAUCGAUCAGACUGUUAUGAUUCACAAAGAAAAGGUUGCAAGAAGAGAAAUUGGUGUACUUACUGCAAACAAAACUACUAAUAGGCAAUAUAAAAUUAUUGCUCCUGCCAACCCUGAAAAACCUAUUAAAUAUGUCCGUAAACCUAUAGAUUUCAAUGCAUUAGAUGAUAUUGGACACGGUGCAAGGAUACAGGAUGGGGGUUGGACUGGCAGUAGAGGAAUCAAAUCUCGGUCCAGCUCACAAACAACAGUUGUUGGCCCUGCUCCGACGACCAAACCUCCUACACCGCCUUCAGCUCUGCGCUCUGCUACUGGUUCGUUAGGUAAAAGCUCUCGGGAAUAUAGGACACCACCAGCUGUGGCCCCACCUCAGAAUUGGACGAAAGGUGAUGAGAUGUUAAGCGGAGGGAGCAGGCCUGGACAAGGGCAUCCGACCUUGGAGCAAAAUAAGGUGCCCAGCCAUUACGCACCCAACUACCCAGUGGGACAUCCACGCAGGACUGGCGCAGGCUACAGCACGUUACCACUUGCGCAUCAACCGCAGGUGGCCAGCCCGCCUCCUCCUCAGGCUGUUAGCUACACAAUCGACCAUCACAUGCCUCCUCCACCUUCGCCACUCAUCCUCAGCCAACAGCACACAGAGGCGCGGUCAUCUCCACCGUUGCCUCCUCCACCUGCACCGAUGGAUCACCCGUUCGGAAGCACAGCUAUGCCUAUUGUCACUGAUGAACUUGAUCUUCCCGGCUGGGUUCCGAAGAAUUAUAUAGAAAAAGUUGUGGCCAUCUAUGACUAUUACGCUGAUAAGGAAGACGAGUUGAGCUUCCAAGAGUCUGCUGUGAUUUAUGUGCUGAAGAAGAAUGACGACGGCUGGUGGGAAGGUGUGAUGGAUGGAAUCACCGGUCUCUUCCCCGGAAAUUAUGUCGAACCUUGCGUUUAAAUAUUUAUUUUAUU
This is a messenger RNA of Nezara viridula (southern green stink bug), 1513 nucleotides long. NCBI's taxonomy places the organism in Eukaryota, Metazoa, Arthropoda, Insecta, Hemiptera, Pentatomidae. The record is from the annotation of a GenBank genome assembly.